Molecule: messenger RNA, 1281 nt
Organism: Pelodiscus sinensis (Chinese soft-shelled turtle)
Lineage: Eukaryota; Metazoa; Chordata; Testudines; Trionychidae
Source: RefSeq, a predicted model, not a curated record
CUCAAGCAGAAGAGUGGCUGCUCGCCAGUCCAGCUUGCAUCUCCUUCUCCCAGAGUUUGUGAUGGGCCCUUCCAAGGGGUCACACACCUGCAUCCCAGCCCAGCAACUGACACCAGAGUGACCCUGAACAUCACCAAUGGCCAGAAACGCUCUAGCCUAGAAGCUGAUCUCAGCAACACGGUGGAUCAGAUCAAGAAGCGGAUCAUGCAAGAGAGGAAGUUUGGUGACUCGGGCUCCUUCGGCCUGUUGUGCGAGAAUCGGGAACUGCAGGGCCCGAAGACGCUGAGACAGGAGAAUGCAGACCCUAUCUUUGCUUUACAGACCUUCUUCCUGGAACAGCAUCCUAUGACCAAGGAAGCUGAAACCAUGUUGCAUGGGUAUGAGUAUGAGUGUGGAGACUAUGGGAUGCAGCUGCUGGUCUUUCCCAGCCAGGGCCACACUGUCCGUUUCAAAGUUGUGGAUGAGUUUGGGACUGCCUUUGAGGUUACCAACUGCUCCAUCUGCCUCCACUGGGUCACCUCUACCCAGGAAGGGGUUGUGAUCUUCUCAGCGCGCUACAAUGGCUGUCACAUGCUGAAGAAGGAUGGCCGUAACCACCUAAAGGUCCGAGUGGAGGAGCUGCAGAGCACCGGGACUGUCGCUGCUGCCUACGAUGUGAACAUGAUCUGCCCCAAGCCCACUGAACAUGACUUAAGCCCAGAGGAGACCAUGCGUGCCGUGCCGCAGCCCGGCCUGGUGCGCCCGGGGCCCGUGCCGCAGCCCGGCCUGGUGCGCCCGGGGCCCGUGCCGCAGCCCGGCCUGGUGCGCCCGGGGCCCGUGCCGCAGCCCGGCCUGGUGCGCCCGGGGCCCGUGCCGCAGCCCGGCCUGGUGCGCCCGGGGCCCGUGCCGCAGCCCGGCCUGGUGCGCCCGGGGCCCGUGCCGCAGCCCGGCCUGGUGCGCCCGGGGCCCGUGCCGCAGCCCGGCCUGGUGCGCCCGGGGCCCGUGCCGCAGCCCGGCCUGGUGCGCCCGGGGCCCGUGCCGCAGCCCGGCCUGGUGCGCCCGGGGCCCGUGCCGCAGCCCGGCCUGGUGCGCCCGGGGCCCGUGCCGCAGCCCGGCCUGGUGCGCCCGGGGCCCGUGCCGCAGCCCGGCCUGGUGCGCCCGGGGCCCGUGCCGCAGCCCGGCCUGGUGCGCCCGGGGCCCGUGCCGCAGCCCGGCCUGGUUUUUUCUAUACAUCCACCAAUGGGAUUCAAGGAAGCUGGUUUUGGCCUUUCAUGCUUUUCCUGGGACACUUCUGAAUUUUAA